AGUCCCGGGCGCCAGAGACGCCGCCGCAGCAUCCGUGUGGAGGGUGUCUCGGGGCCGCUUUCCUCGUCCACGCCUGUGGUCUUCCGCCCUCGGCCAGCGCGAUGGCGAAGCCGCUGACGGACAUGGAGAAGCGGAGGCAGAUCAGCGUGCGCGGCCUCGCGGGGCUGGGCGACGUGGCCGAGGUGCGGAAGAGCUUCAACCGGCACCUGCACUUCACGCUGGUCAAGGACCGCAACGUGGCCACGCCCCGCGACUACUUCUUCGCGCUGGCGCACACGGUGCGCGACCACCUGGUGGGCCGCUGGAUCCGCACGCAGCAGCACUACUACGAGCGCGACCCCAAGCGCAUUUAUUACCUGUCCCUGGAAUUCUACAUGGGCCGAACGCUGCAGAACACAAUGGUGAACCUGGGCCUGCAAAAUGCUUGUGAUGAAGCCAUUUAUCAGUUGGGGUUGGACAUGGAGGAGCUAGAGGAAAUAGAAGAGGAUGCUGGCCUUGGGAACGGGGGCCUGGGACGGCUGGCAGCCUGUUUCCUUGAUUCAAUGGCCACCCUGGGGCUGGCAGCAUAUGGCUACGGGAUCCGCUACGAAUUUGGGAUUUUUAACCAGAAGAUUGUCAAUGGCUGGCAGGUUGAAGAGGCUGAUGACUGGCUCCGCUACGGCAACCCCUGGGAGAAAGCCCGGCCCGAGUACAUGCUUCCCGUUCACUUCUACGGGAGAGUGGAGCACACCCCUGAUGGCGUGAAGUGGCUGGACACGCAGGUGGUGCUCGCCAUGCCCUACGACACCCCAGUACCCGGCUAUAAGAACAACACUGUCAACACCAUGAGGCUCUGGUCUGCCAAGGCGCCCAAUGACUUCAAGCUGCAGGAUUUCAACGUAGGGGACUACAUUGAGGCUGUCCUGGACAGGAACUUGGCUGAGAACAUAUCCAGGGUCCUGUAUCCCAAUGACAAUUUCUUCGAGGGGAAGGAACUCCGCCUGAAGCAGGAGUACUUCGUGGUAGCCGCUACCCUCCAGGACAUCAUUCGCCGCUUUAAGUCAUCUAGGUUUGGCUGCCGGGACCCAGUGAGAACCUGUUUCGAGACAUUUCCCGACAAGGUAGCCAUCCAGCUGAAUGAUACCCACCCUGCCCUCUCCAUUCCUGAGCUCAUGCGGAUCCUGGUAGAUGUGGAGAAGGUGGACUGGGACAAGGCCUGGGAAAUCACCAAGAAGACCUGUGCAUACACCAACCACACUGUGUUGCCUGAGGCCUUGGAGCGCUGGCCUGUGUCCAUGUUUGAGAAGCUGUUGCCAAGGCACCUGGACAUCAUCUAUGCCAUCAACCAGCGGCACCUGGAUCACAUAGCUGCCCUGUUUCCUGGGGAUGUAGACCGCCUGAGAAGGAUGUCUGUGAUCGAGGAAGGAGACUGCAAGCGAAUCAACAUGGCACACCUGUGUGUGAUUGGCUCCCACGCUGUGAAUGGUGUGGCCAGAAUCCACUCAGAGAUCGUGAAGCAAUCUGUCUUUAAGGAUUUUUAUGAGCUGGAGCCAGAGAAGUUCCAGAAUAAGACAAAUGGCAUCACACCUCGGCGGUGGCUGUUGCUGUGUAACCCUGGGUUGGCGGACAUCAUCGUGGAAAGAAUUGGAGAGGACUUCCUGACUGACCUGAGCCAACUGAAGAAGCUGCUGCCACUGGUCAGUGAUGAGGCACUCAUCAGGGAUGUGGCCAAGGCCAAGCAGGAAAACAAGCUGAAGUUCUCUGUCCACCUGGAGCAGGAGUACAAGGUGAAGAUCAACCCCUCAUCCAUGUUUGAUGUGCAUGUGAAGAGGAUCCAUGAGUACAAGCGGCAGUUGCUUAAUUGCCUGCAUAUCAUCACCCUGUACAACCGAAUAAAGAAGGACCCAACCAAGGCCUUUGUGCCCAGGACCGUUAUGAUAGGGGGAAAGGCAGCUCCCGGUUACCACAUGGCCAAGAUGAUCAUCAAGUUGGUCACAUCCAUUGGUGAUGUUGUCAAUCAUGAUCCCAUUGUGGGUGACAAACUCAAAGUGAUCUUCCUGGAGAACUACCGAGUGUCCUUGGCUGAGAAAGUGAUCCCAGCGGCUGACCUGUCACAACAGAUCUCCACUGCGGGCACUGAGGCCUCAGGCACCGGCAACAUGAAGUUCAUGCUCAAUGGGGCGCUCACCAUUGGCACCAUGGAUGGGGCCAACGUGGAGAUGGCUGAGGAAGCUGGGGUCGAAAACCUCUUCAUCUUUGGCAUGAGGGUGGAAGAUGUUGAGGCUCUGGACCAGAAAGGGUACAAUGCCAGAGAGUUCUAUGAACGCCUACCUGAGCUGAGACAGGCUGUGGACCAGAUUGGCAGUGGUUUUUUUUCUCCUAAGGAUCCAGACUGCUUCAAGGAUGUGGUCAACAUGCUAAUGUACCAUGACAGGUUCAAGGUGUUUGCAGACUAUGAAGCCUACAUGGAAUGCCAGGCCCAGGUGGACCAGCUGUACCGGAACCCCACAGAGUGGACCAAGAAGGUCAUCAGGAACAUUGCCUGCUCGGGCAAGUUCUCUAGUGACCGGACCAUCACGGAGUAUGCCCGGGACAUCUGGGGUGUGGAGCCCUCUGACCUGCAGAUCCCGCCCCCCAACCUCCCCAAGGACUAGGCACCCCACGUAGCAGGACCAGUGGGCAUCUGGCUUGAUUACUUCAGUUUCCAAACACCCUGCCAGCAGCUGGUGGGCUCUACUUUUCUUCAGUGCUGCCCUCCUGGUUUCCUAUAAAGGAAAUAAUGGAGUUUGCAGCAUCUGUGGUCUUGGAUGGCCCCAGAUGUGAACAGAGAUGGAGCCAGCUGCCACCCCCCCCAUGAAACUACACAUCUUGCCAUGAGUUUAGGUCUUUAGUUUUGAGCAUCUGGGUUCUCAGGUCUGGUCAGGUGGCCAUGGUGAAGCCUGAAGACCUGUGUUUGGAAGCCUGUGGGCCACUAGCCAUAGGGCCUCCUUGUCCCAGCUCUGCCUCCUGGUCCUGUUGGGAAGACUUGUACCCUUCAGACUUCAUCCCCACAGCUGCCUUUCUUCUGCCCCCUCUCUGGGAUUCUGCUCCUGGUAAAUGGGUCAAGGACCCAGGUGGGCCCAGCCCUUUGUAGCCAUCUUGGGAGCCAUAUAGGUGCUUGGGACCAUUAGGGAAGGACCCAUGUCCCACAUCUCAAGAGGCCUUAGUUAUGACAAAGCUGAUUGACUGAUGUAGGGUUUGGUUCUGCUUUUUCAAAGGAAAAAAGUAGCUGAAGCUUUCUCGUGUUUUAGCAAGUCUAACUUGUAUCUGGAGGUGUUCCUGGCAGGAUUACUGCCUGUCCUGCCCUAGUGUGGAUCUGAGCCCUCUACAAACCUCCUGUCCGUGUCCUGAGGUUCCAUAAAUGCAACAGUCUUGUGGGGGCAUCUGCACCAGUGAACCCAGAGGAGCCAUUUCUGCUAGGCUUUUACAGCAGCCUGGUCAGAAUGCAAGCUUGAGCCCAUCUCAGCCAUCCCUUUCCUCUGUGAGCUAUGAGUCAGGGUAGAACCUGCCUCAGUGCUGCCCAUUACCAUGGGUGAUAGUUGGAGAAAUCAUGUGGAUCUAUCUUUCUGGAGGCUUCCAUACCGUAUUGCAUGCUGGACCUGGGUGUGGGAUGAGGCUCUUCCCUCAUCCCAGGCCUGCGGUAGUAGCUUCCCACGAAAACUCACCAGAACCACUGUGGUAUUCUUUGGGGUGGGGACAAGUUCUGGGGCUGGUCAUCUGCCCUGUGGGGUGGCCCCAUGCAUGAGGCUGUGUUCCAUAAAGCCACUGUGUGUGACUGCCACUCUGCCACUUGCUAUUACUGCCUCAAAAGAAACAGAUUAAACUUUUAUGUCCAUGGUCA
Messenger RNA from Dipodomys spectabilis (banner-tailed kangaroo rat), 3859 nucleotides. It is a transcript of the gene Pygb, whose product is annotated as glycogen phosphorylase B. Gene Ontology annotation, biological process: glycogen catabolic process. The record is from RefSeq and is a predicted model, not a curated record. The transcript is spliced from 20 exons. Gene Ontology annotation, molecular function: pyridoxal phosphate binding; glycogen phosphorylase activity. Gene Ontology annotation, cellular component: cytoplasm. Bases 102 to 2633 code for a protein of 843 amino acids. Lineage: Eukaryota; Metazoa; Chordata; Mammalia; Rodentia; Heteromyidae.